AGUGCGUUUGAACCGAUCAACGGUUGCAAAAGCAGAGUAAUGACAGAAGGAUGACGGCCUAGCUACCAGAGCUCGUGCACGACAAAUCGACAACCCGAGGACCAAGAGAAAGGGAUGAGGACGACCGGGGAAAGGUGGGUGACGAUCGGAAGUAGCGCAUGGCUCUCUACUAAUAAACCGCCGGGGGAGGGGAAGAGAGCAGAUCUGGAGGGAGGGCUUCACACCUGCCACCAGACGUGCAGGAACUACUGCAGCAUUGCGCACAAAGCACCCGAAAUCCCUGCACGGAUGCAUGGUGAAGAUACUAUCAUUGGACGUGGCCGGACAGGCGCUUCGGGGCAGACGAAUCCCAGCGUUCGGGGAGAGCUGGUGGGCGACAACGGACAGACUCGGGAGGCAAGCGUGCCAAUCAUGGCGAGGGCUAUCUUUGUGUCUGCAGAGGACCGUCGCCGACAAGGACGAACAAGGCCUUUGGAUGCGUGAGGGGGUGUUCGUGUGAUUGGCAGCGUGUAAGCGCCCGGUCUAUCUUUAGAAAGCAACGACGGAGAUCGGCCCAAGCGGUCAAUAGCGUCGGGCUGGCUGUCACGAGGCGCCAUCUAUCUUGUGGAAGGUAAAGUUAAA
Aspergillus heteromorphus CBS 117.55 is the source of this 621-nucleotide messenger RNA. RefSeq lists its product as uncharacterized. The record is from RefSeq and is a predicted model, not a curated record. Bases 115 to 483 code for a protein of 122 amino acids. Lineage: Eukaryota; Fungi; Ascomycota; Eurotiomycetes; Eurotiales; Aspergillaceae. The transcript has a single exon.